Messenger RNA from Pocillopora verrucosa, 2109 nucleotides. The record is from RefSeq and is a predicted model, not a curated record. NCBI's taxonomy places the organism in Eukaryota, Metazoa, Cnidaria, Anthozoa, Scleractinia, Pocilloporidae.
UUCCGCCAAUAAUUAAUGAAGUCAUUCAAAAUGAACGCUACAUGUAUGUUACUGGCUUUUCUUGGAGUCGACCAAAAGUCUAUGGGGGCCUAGUGACAGGAUACAAAGUCAUCCUCCACUAUACAGACGGUAACCGCCAUAAUUGGACACUGGAAGCAGACAAAAGAUCAUUUUCUGCGGGGAUGGGCCCCAACAGCACCUACUGUAUAACUGUGCUGGCUUUUAAUGAGGCUGGGGAUGGACCGGCUGCAAAGUGUAUUAAUUUUACAACUCGGGAUGGAGCCUGCCCUAUUUCUUGGAUGAGAUAUCAGGACUCGUGUUAUUUGAAUGUAAGCAAACCAGCAAAUUGGCCACGUGCUAAGCAGGAAUGCAUAAGUCGACACUCUCAACUCGUGACUAUCUACAAUGAGGACGAAUUUAAAUCUGUGGCAGCUUUGGCUGAAAACUUUUCCUGGAUUGGAGCUGAGUGGAACGAGAACAAGUCAAAGCACGUGUGGUUGGAUGGUUCAGACAUCGAAUUUCAGCCACCUAUCUGGAAAAAUGGAAAUGAAGACGGCACUUUGUGUGUUGGGAUUCGUGAUAGUGCUUCGUUGCAACGAGAGAAAUGCGCUCAUGUCAGACCUUAUAUCUGUGAGAGGAAAGUCGCUCCUGACCCUGACGACUUGAAGUGUGAAGAUAAGGGCGUUGGACUUGAAUAUCGCGUUAGAUACGACAGUAUAUUUUUUGCAUCUUCAUCAUUAUUAAACAAAUACCGACCAGGUAAUGCCCGAUUGGCCGGGGAAGAGGCCUGGUGCCCAAAGACAAAUUCUACAGAAGAAUACUUGGAGAUAGAUUUAGGUUCUUUGUACAAAAUCUGUGCUCUUGCUACACAAGGACUGCUUGAAAGAGGUGCUUUUACCAAAACGUAUCGUCUACAGUUUUCCAUCGAUGGCUCAAAAUGGGACUGGUAUAUAAACGAAAACAGCCAGGUCUUUCAAGGAAAUAAAAAUUCAUACGAAGUAGCGAAAGUAGUGUUUAAACAAGUUCCAGUAGCUCAACACUUUCGGAUCUGGCCAUUGAAGUUCUCUGUUCAUCCCUGUUUGAGAAUUGAACUUUAUGGAAAUAAGUCGAAAUCUCAGGGAGGUCCACCAACCGGUGCACCAACGAAUUUGACCACGGAGAUAAUAUCUUUGACAACGGUACAAGUAAGCUGGAAUUUCAUCCCGGACUUCUUCGAUGGAGGUUUGGGAGUUAUUGGAUAUUGGGUGUAUUAUUACAUAAAAGGAGCUGGUGCAGAGGGAUUAGAACAGCAGAAGAAAGAUGUACAGGAUAAUUCGACCAAACUCUUUAACCUGAAAUUAAAUGCGACUUACUGUAUAUCAGUCGUUGGUUAUAAUGAAGCGGGAGAAGGUCCUCGAAGCGAGUGUACUGACCUUCACACUCCAGCAGUAUGUUUACAGGGAUGGUCAAACUAUGGCGGAAACUGCUAUCGUGCCUCUGAGAAAGUGAAGGCAAGAUAGAGUGGAGUGAGGCUGCUGAAAAGUGUUACAACCUUAAUUCUCAUCUGGUAUCCAUCUACAGCGAGUCUGAAAAUCAGUUUGUCAAAUCUUUAACAGAAAGAGAGCCAAAGACUUGCUCGUGGAUUGGCUUGAAAUUUGAAACGAGAAACCAACUCCAUUGGAAUGACGGUUCUCUUGUGAACUUUACAAAGUGGAAAGAUCAAGAAAAUGUAAAUAAGUGUGUUGCGUAUCAUAAGGAAAGUGAAGUUUGGGAAAAGAAAUCGUGUUCAGAAAAUGUUCCUUUGUCUGUAAGCGAAAAGAUUUCGCUUGGCCACAUCAAAGCUGUUCUGAUAUGCCAAUUGGACUAGAAAACAGAGCCAUACCAGACUAUGCCAUGCAAUCCACCACAACGUUAAACGGUACUUCACCCUAUGAUGCACGCCUGAGUUCCACAGGGGGAUGGUGUGCUUUUCCCAGUAGCGAAGUUUACCUUGAGGUUAACUUGCAAUCGCCUCAUUUUGUUUGCGCCAUUGGUACCCAGGGUAGACAAAGCAAGGACUAUGUGAAGAAAUACAAAGUUGAACUGGCAAACAGAAACAGUAAAUACGAAGUUUACAAGGAAAAUGGAAUU